GCCGGCCAGGCCUCACCCCCUGCAUCUGCAGCCUCCUGGCUCCAGCUGACCUUGCAGCUCUGCUCAAGGUCAGCCCCUCUGCUUGUUCCGCUGGCGAUUCGGCAAAUACACGGCCUUGGGGACUGCAGAGCCAGAGAGAAAGUUGGGUUCGCCCCUCCUCGUCUUUACGUCCAGGGCAGAGGCGCCGUCGGGACGCCCAGUGCGGGCCUGAGGAGCGAUGGGGUCGCCGCUGCUGGGGUGCGGGGUCCUGGCCCUGCUGUUCUUCCUGCUGCGGGUCCCUGCAGCCACCGAGAUCCCGCUCUCAGUCCCGCAGGUGCCGACCAUCACCAGGCAGUCCCGGGUGCAAGUGGCCUUUCCCUUCGACGAGUAUUUCCUGAUUGAAUGUGAAGCCACAGGAAAUCCAGAGCCUCUGUUCUCGUGGACGAAGGAUGGGAAGCCCUUCGACCUGUCCGACCCACGGAUCGUCGUGUCCAAUGGCUCCGGCACCUUCAAGAUCCCUAACGAGGGCCACGUGGCCGCCUUCCAGGGCAAGUACCGCUGCUUCGCUGCCAACCGGCUGGGCGUCGCCAUGUCGGAGGAGAUCGACUUCGUCGUCCCAAAUAUUCCUAAAUUCCCGAAAGAAAAAAUCGAGCCCCUGGAAGUGGAGGAGGGGGACCCGGUCGUGCUCCCGUGCAGCCCUCCCCGGGGCCUGCCCCCGCUGCACAUUUACUGGAUGAACAUCGACCUGCAGCACAUCGAGCAGGAUGAGCGCGUGUACAUGAGCCAGAGGGGGGACCUGUACUUCGCCAACGUGGAGGAGAAGGACAGCCGCAGCGACUACUGCUGCUUCGCCGCCUUCCCGAGGCUGAGGACCAUCGUGCAGAAGAUGCCCAUGAAGCUGACGGUCAGCAGCUUAAAGCAUGCUAAUGGCUCCAGCCCCCCCGCAGAGGCGGGCCCCAAGGCGAAUUCCAUGAAGCAGAGGAAGCCCAGGAUGCUCCUGCCUCCCCCGGAGAGUGGCCACGAGUCCUCUGUCACCGUCCUCAAGGGGCACACCCUGCUGCUCGAGUGCUUCGCCGAGGGCCUGCCAACCCCGCUGGUGGAGUGGGAGAAGGUAGGGGACGACCUGCCGGAGGGGAGAGAGGCCAAGGAGAAUUACGGGAAGACUCUGAAGAUCGAGAGUGUCUCCUACCGGGACAGGGGCAGCUACCGCUGCACGGCCAGCAACGCCCUGGGGGCCGCCACCCACGACUUCCGCGUCGUGGUAGAAGAGCCGCCCCGCUGGACCAGGAGGCCACAGAGCCAUGUCUACAGCAGCGGGAGCAGCGGCGUCCUGCUGUGCGAGGCCGCAGGGGAGCCGGCACCCACUGUCCGCUGGAGCGUCAACGGUGCCCCCAUUGAGAAAAACCCGUUUGCUGGGGAUGUCGUGUCCCCCGGGGAGAUCAGCUUCACCAACCUGCAGCCCAACCACACGGCUGUGUACCAGUGCGAGGCCUCCAACGAGCACGGGACCAUCCUGGCCAACGCCAACAUCGACAUCGUGGAUGUCGCCCCGCUGAUCCAGACGGCGGACGAGGAGCGCUACGAGGCGGUGGUGGGGCGCGGCGCCACGCUGCAGUGCCAGUUCUUUGCGUCCCCCAGGGCCGAGGUGUCCUGGCAGAAGGUGGAGGCGGCGAAGCCCCUGGAAGGCAGCCACUACCUCAUCCACGAGAACGGCUCCCUGCACAUCCCCAGGACCACUGAGAACGACGCCGGCUCCUACUCCUGCUGGGUGGAGAACACCCGCGGGAAGACAGCCGUCACCGCCACCCUGGACGUCAGAAACGCGACACUGCUGCAGGUGUCCCCACAGAGCCCGCGUGUGGCCAGGUCGCACACACUGGCGCUCCACUGCCACAGCACCUGCGACGCCCACCUGAGGCCGAGCCUGAGGCUGACUUGGAGCAAGGACGGCGCCGCCUUCGAGGCCAACGGCACGGAGGACGGCAGGAUCCUGAUCGAGGGGGCGACCCUGACGGUGUCCAACGUCACUCUGCAGGACCAAGGCGCGUACUCCUGCUCGGCCCACACGGCGCUGGACAGCGCCGUGGACGUGACCCGAGUGACCGUCAUGGACGUCCCGGACCCGCCCGCGGACCUGCGCCUGUCGGACCCGCAGAACCGCAGCGUGCGGCUGGCCUGGCGGGCGGGAGACGACCACCACAGCCCGGUCAGCGAGUACAUCGUGGAGUUCGAGGGCGACCGCGAGGAGCCGGGCCGCUGGGCGGAGCUGGCCCGCGUCUCGGGCGCGGAGACGGCGGCCACGCUGGCCCUGGCCCCGUUCGUGCGGUACCGGUUCCGGGUGCGCGCCGUCAACGAGGUGGGCUGCAGCCCGCCCAGCCGCGCGUCCGACCCGCUGGAGACGCCGCCGGCAGCUCCAGAUAGGAACCCUCAGAACGUCCGGGUCCAGGCCUCUCAGCCCAAGGAGAUGCUCAUCAGGUGGGAGCCGCUGAAGCCCAUGGAGCAGAACGGGCCGGGGCUGGAGUACAGAGUCACCUGGAAGCCCCAGGGUGCCUCCGUGGAGUGGGGGGAGGAGACGGUCACCAACCACACCUUGCGGGUGAUGACGUCCGCGGUCUACGCGCCCUACGAGGUCCAGGUCCAGGCCAUCAACCAGCUGGGCGCGGGCCCAGAGCCGCCCUCCGUGACCCUGUACUCGGGAGAGGACUAUCCCGACGCGGCGCCUGCAGUCCAGGGCGUGGAGGUCGUCAACAGCAGCCUCGCCAAGGUGACCUGGUCCGCAGUUCCCCAGGACCGAGUCCACGGACGUCUGCGAGGGUACCAGGUGAACUGGUGGAAGACACGGAGCCUGGUGGACGGGAGGGCCCACCCCAAGGAAGUCAACAUUCUGAGGUUCCCGGGCCAGAGGACCUCGGGGAUCGUGCCCUCCCUGGAGGCCUUCAGCGAGUUCCACCUCACGGUCCUGGCCUUCAACUCCAGAGGAGCUGGUCCGGAGAGCGAGCCUUUCGUGUUUCAGACCCCAGAAGGAGUGCCUGAGCAGCCAACUUUCCUCAAGGUCGUCAAGGUGGACAAGGAUACGGCCACCCUGUCCUGGGGGCCGCCCAGGAGACGCAACGGAAACCUGACGGGCUACCUGCUGCAGUACCAGACCAUCAACGGCACCUACGAAGUGGGGGAGCUGAAUGACGUCCACAUCACGGCCCCUGCCCAGCCCAGCUGGCGGCUCUCCCAGCUCAACGCCACCACCAAGUACAAGUUCUACGUGCGGGCCUGCACCGCGCGGGGCUGUGGGAAGCCGGUCUCGGAGGAAGGCGCCACGCUGGGGGAAGGCAGUAAAAGUAUCGGGAAGAUGUCAGAAGGAGUAAAUCUUACUCAAAAGAGCCGUCCAGUAGAGGUAUUUGAGCCGGGAGCUGAGCACAUAGUCCGCCUAGUGACUAAGAACUGGGUGGAUAACAAUAGCAUUUUUGAAGAUGUAAUUGAGACGCGAGGGAGAGAGCACGGUGGCCUGUACGGGGACGUCGCCUCGCAGGGCUGGUUCAUUGGGCUCAUGUGUGCCGUGGCCCUGCUCACGCUCACGCUGCUGACCAUCUGCUUCGUGCGGAGGAACAAGGGCGGGAAGUACUCGGUGAAGGAAAAGGAGGAUUUGCACCCGGACCCGGAAGUCCAGUCAGCGAAGGAUGAGACAUUCGGUGACUACAGCGACAGCGACGAGAAGCCCCUGAAGGGCAGCCUGCGCUCCCUGCACCGGGACCUGCAGGCCGCACCAAGUGCCGACAGCCUGGAGGACUUUGGGGAGGGCGGCCCCGGGCUCUUCGGGGAGGACGGCUCCUUCAUCGGGGCCUAUGCCGGCGCCAAGGAGAAGGGCUCAGUGGGCAGCACGGGCAGCUCCACGGCCACCUUCCCCCUGCGGGCGUGA
Messenger RNA from Talpa occidentalis (Iberian mole), 3892 nucleotides. It is a transcript of the gene CHL1, whose product is annotated as cell adhesion molecule L1 like. The record is from RefSeq and is a predicted model, not a curated record. Gene Ontology annotation, molecular function: cell-cell adhesion mediator activity. Gene Ontology annotation, biological process: brain development; cell-cell adhesion. NCBI's taxonomy places the organism in Eukaryota, Metazoa, Chordata, Mammalia, Eulipotyphla, Talpidae. The coding region runs from base 218 to 3892 and encodes 1224 amino acids. The transcript has 27 exons.